AUGAAAUCGAGUUUCCUAGAUGAAGGUGAAAGCCAUUUGCAAGGGCUGCCGGCCGAAUUGGAAGAAUGGGGCGUGGAUUGCCCCGAAGGAACAGUCCCUAUUAUCCGAAAGACAUCGGAAAACGUCCCUGACAUUAAGGAUUAUGUUCCAUCGUUCUUUGUUGAUGACGUGAAAAGCCUCCACAACAAAUCCUUUCCCGUUUUCGCUUCUUACAAUAAAGGACACGAGUACGCAGUAGUGCAAACGAUCGGCAAGGGGACCUUCCGUGGAGGCCAAGCGAUCCACAAUGUGUGGACUCCUCACACAGAGACUGGAGAAGCGAGCAUCUCCCAGAUUUGGAUUUAUGCGGGCCCUGAUGAAACCGUCAACACCGUGGAGGCUGGGUGGGCAAGUGAUGGAUACAAAUCAUCAGGCCCAGGUUUCGUGCAAACGAGCAAAUACUAUGGUCCUGGUUCUACCAUAUCAUCAACAUCCACCUACAACGGAAAGCAGUUUGAAAUAAAUAUACAAAUUAGACAGGAUCUGUCUACGCAGCAUUGGUGGCUCCGGUUGAACGACAUGGACAUAGGUUACUGGCCAGGCUCGAUCUUCAACAGUCUACGUGGUGGUGCUGAUGGCGUAUAUUGGGGUGGUGAAAUUUAUAAUAGCGAAAAGAAUGGGCAGCACACGACGACUCAAAUGGGGAGUGGUCAUUUCCCUCGUGACGGAUACUAUACAAAAUCAUCCUUUAUCAGGAACCUUGCUUACAUCCUAAAUAAUGGUCCGAUGCAACCUGUGCCCAAGGCAGCCCUUGUGACGUAUGUCUCCAAACCUCAGUGCUACGACCUAGUGAUGGGACCUUCGGGCCUGAAUUUCGGAACUCAUUUCUACUUUGGGGGUCCUGGACUCUCCUCGCAAUGCCCAAAAUAGCUAGUGAAGGCAUAAAUAGGUGGAACUAUUGAACAAAAGUGACACUGGUUAAGCUAUUCAUAUAA
Punica granatum (pomegranate) is the source of this 974-nucleotide messenger RNA. The record is from RefSeq and is a predicted model, not a curated record. Lineage: Eukaryota; Viridiplantae; Streptophyta; Magnoliopsida; Myrtales; Lythraceae.